Molecule: messenger RNA, 2892 nt
Organism: Myotis lucifugus (little brown bat)
Lineage: Eukaryota; Metazoa; Chordata; Mammalia; Chiroptera; Vespertilionidae
Gene: STYXL2
Product: dual specificity phosphatase 27, atypical
Biological process (GO): protein dephosphorylation; negative regulation of MAPK cascade
Cellular component (GO): cytoplasm
Molecular function (GO): protein tyrosine/serine/threonine phosphatase activity; MAP kinase phosphatase activity
Source: RefSeq, a predicted model, not a curated record
GAGACUGAGUGGGGCCUCUCACUGGUCAGGCUUGUGGUGUUGCCUCUGGGUCCCCCAGUCCUGGGAGACCGCCCUUGGUGUGGAGACCACAGAUCCGCGAGGCUGACAGGUGCCAUGGCGACCCGUGGGGACCCCGAGGAGGAGCAGGUCGUCCCAAGUGAAGAGGACGAAGCGGACGUGAGGGCCGUGCAGGCCCGGUACCUCCUGCGGAGCCCCUCGCCCAGCCAGUACUCGGUGGUCUCGGAGGCGGAGACGGAGAGCAUUUUCAUGGAGCCCAUUCACCUCUCCUCAGCCGUGGCUGCCAAGCGCAUCAUCAGGGAAGAACUCGGGCCGCGGGGCGUCAGGGCUGAGGCAGAGUGUCCGGGCAUGCUGGAGUCCGCUGAGCAGCUGCUGAUGGAGGACCUGUACCACCGCGUCCGGGAGAAGAUGGACGACACCAGCCUGUACAACACCCCCUGCGUCCUGGACCUGCAGCGGGCCUUGGUCCAGGACCGCCAGGAGGCCCCCUGGAACGAGGUGGAUGAGGUCUGGCCCAACGUCUUCAUAGCAGAGAAGAGUGUGGCUGUGAACAAGGGCCGGCUGAAGAGGCUGGGGAUUACCCACAUCCUGAACGCCGCCCACGGCACCGGCGUCUACACGGGGCCCGAGUUCUACGCCGGCCUGGACAUCCAGUACCUGGGGGUGGAGGUGGACGACUUCCCCGAGGUGGACAUCUCCCGGCACUUCCGGAAGGCCGCCGAGUUCCUGGACGAGGCCCUGCUCACCUAUCGAGGGAAAGUGCUGGUCAGCAGCGAGAUGGGCAUCAGCCGGUCGGCGGUGCUGGUGGUGGCCUACCUCAUGAUCUUCCACCACAUGGCCGUCCUGGAGGCCCUGAUGACCGUGCGGAGGAAGCGGCCCAUCUGCCCCAACGACGGCUUCCUCAGGCAGCUCCGGGAGCUCAACGAGAAGCUGAUGGAAGAGAGAGACGAGGACGACAGCGGGGAGGGGGGCGCACAUGGGGCCGAGGAGGGUGAGGACACGGGGAGCACCAUCGGGGCCAGGGUGCAGGACCUCACGGUGGAGGAGCAGGACGACACCACCAGCCGCCUGAGUGGCUCCUCCUUGGGGGCGGCCAGCCAGGCCUCCAAGCCCCUCACCCUCAUCGACGAAGAGGAGGAGGAGAAGCUCUACGAGCAGUGGAAGAAGGAGCAGGGCCUCCCCACCGGCAAGGCCCCGCAGGGUGGGGAUGGCAGGUGCUCCGCGCCCUCUGCCCAGGGCGGGGACGAGCCUGAGGAUGAGGAUGUGGAGGGGAUCAUCCGGGAGUGGCAGCGCCGAAACGAGAGGUACCAGGCAGAAGGGCACCGGAAGUGGGGGCAGGAGGAGGAGGUGGAGGAGGAGGGUGAUGUCGGCUCCUUCAAGGGGAGAAGGCGCCGGUGCACCCGGAGUGAGACCAGCACCUCGGAGAGCAUGAGCAGCCAUGACAUUCGGGUCCUGAAGCAGCAACUGGAGAUGAGCAGCCAGAGCCGGCGAGGGAGGCAGCGCUCCGACUCCGUGUCCACGGACAGCUCCUGGGACGUGUGGAACCAGAGGCUGCUGGAGAUUGAGAAGGAAGCUUCCCGGAGGUACCAGUCCAGGAGCGAGAGAGAGGAGGUGGGCGCAAGCUCAGAGGCGGGGAGCAGGGUCCGGGAGGAGGAUGAGGAGAGUGUGCUGUCGGAGGCCAGCUCCUUCUAUAACUUCUGCAGCAGGAACAAGGACAAACUCACUGCCCUCGAAAGGUGGAAGAUCAAGAGAAUCCAAUUUGGGUUUCACAAGAGGGACUCGGAGGCAGGAGACAGCUGCAGCGAGCCAGGCGCAGAGGAGGCCGAGCGGGAGAAGAAAGGCGCCUCCGACGUCAACCUGACAGCCUACCAGGCCUGGAAGCUGAAACACCAGAAGAAAGUGGGCAGUGAGAACAAGGAGGAGGUGGUGGAGCUCAGCAAGGACGAGGCCUCAGCCUCGGCCAAGAAGAGGCAGCGGAGGCUGGAGCUGCUGGAGAGAAGCAGGCAGACGCUGGAGGAGAGCCAGUCCAUGGGCAGCUGGGAGGCUGACGGCUCGGCCGCCAGCAGGAGCAUCCCCCUGUCUGCCUUUCUGGUCCGCAGCCCCCUUCGGUUAGUACUGAUUGGGGACACAGCCUCAGUACUCAGCACCCUGAGCCUCAGCUCCCACCCAUCUCAGGCCGUAAGCAACACAGGGGGAGGCUUGGCCUCCGCCCCCUCCACGCUGCCUAGCCUCCCCGUGGGGCCUGGAGACACCGUUUGCAUUGCCAGUAUCCAGAACUGGAUCGCCAACGUGGUCAGCGAGACUCUCGCCCAGAAGCAAAACGAAAUGCUGCUGCUGUCACGCUCCCCAUCCGCGGCAAGUGCCAAGGUGGGGCCGGCGGCCAGCGGCCCGGGGGAUGACCAGGUCUCCAUGCUCAGCGCACAGAGCGCCUCCUCCCUGGGCCUUCCGCCUCGAGGGCAGGCAAGACCCGGUUCCGACACGCAGUCCCUGCCGUCCUGCCACAGCACGCCGAGCUCCAGGGCCGAAGGCACGGGGAGCACUGGGAGGGGGACCAGCAAGCCCGUCUACAGCCUCUUUGCUGACCACGUCAACCUGAAGGAGCUGGGCCAGAAGGAGAAGGAGAUGCAGAUGGAGCUGAGGGAGAAGAUGUCUGAGUACAAGAUGGAGAAGCUGGCCUCCGACCACAAACGCAGCAACCUUUUCAAGAAGAAGAAGGUCAGGGAAGAUGAGGACGGGGACGUGGGCGAGAGAGACGAGGACGCCGACAGCGCCAUCGGCAGCUUCCGGUAUUCUUCCCGCGGCGGCUCCCAGAAGCCUGAAACGGACACCAACACCGCAUUGCUGCGCCUGCGCCUGGCCUGCGAGGUGGGCUAG